GUGUAUCGAUGGAUGUGUAAUGCAAUGGUGGAAACGGAAGCUUUCGGCUGAUGGAAAUGGACGCUUUUUGACCGAAACCGUACGAGUAAGAGCGAGAAAAUGUCGUGCGGAAGAGCAGGCGAGAUGGGCUCGUGCUCGGGCCACGGACAGACGGCGGCGAUGGACGUUCUGCCCAGCGGAAACAUCUUUCGAGAAUUACAAGUCGUGCAUGAAACCGGCUACUUUUCGGCCCAGCCGUCGUUAGAAGAUCGCUGGCAACAGAACUGUUUGGAAAUGGAGCGAUACUUGAAAAGUGAACCUAAACUGACAUCUUUCAAACGCAUCAAGGAGCACUCCUGUGAUAUCUCUGGUGGUGGUGGUGGAGGCAACGUUGGUGGCGAUGGUGGAGUUGGCGACGAUGUCACCACAUCAUGCCCCUGCAAGCGCGGCUCUGACUGCUGCGAAGCCGUCGAGGCUGACAGCGAUGCCAACAUCGACUUCCCCGACCUCGCAGACAUUCCAGAAGACGAUGAUGAUGACUGCGUGAGCGACGAUGACGAAGAUGAUGAUGAAAUAGAAUGCGUCAGCCGACUCAACGAGUUCAUCCACCUGAACAUCAGCGACCACAACAGCAGCACCGUGGAUCGCGUCAGCCUCAGCAGCUUCAGUUCAUCGUCCAGUGGCGUGUCGUGGGACAGCAACAUCAGCGACCCGCCGUUGUCGCCCACACAACCCAAGUGCAGUGAUCUGUUCGCUCUUAAAUUAGUUGCUCAAAGAGGGAGGACUGAAACGGUGGCCAUUCGGCCGAUGUCUGCCGACUUAAUACAUCAUCAGCAUCAGCGGCAUCAGAGACUGAUUCUGGCGGCCGGUUCGUCAUCUUCGUCCCUGUCUCCGCUGCUGCGCCCGGUUUCCGCGGUAACGGGACAGCGGCCCGUGUUGCCGCACGCCGGGUGUAACGGCAGCCGGGUGGAUCUCAGUGCAGACUGCAGGAGGCGGAUUCAUCACUGUCCAUACAGCGGGUGUAAGAAGGUCUACACAAAGAGUUCACACUUAAAGGCUCACCUUCGAACACACACAGGUGAAAAGCCGUAUAAAUGUACCUGGGAAGGCUGUGAGUGGAGAUUCGCGAGGUCAGAUGAACUUACACGACAUUACCGCAAACACACGGGAGCAAAACCAUUUCAGUGCCGAUAUUGCGAACGGUGUUUUUCCCGAUCCGACCACUUAGCGUUACACAUGAAACGGCACUCCACGAUGGAUCUAUGAUGGCGGCAGAUGUUAAUUAAUAGGAUUAUAUAUAUAUAUAUAUAUAUAUAUAUAUAUAUAUAUAUAUAUAUAUAUAUAUAUAUAUAUACACGAGACUUCAUCCGUGUGGUUAUAUAUAGAAGUCAUGUGAUGUUGAUCGGUGCAUGAAUACGCCUCCCGCCCAAAAACCAUUUACGUUGUUUCUGUUAGAGUGUAAAUUACUACUAUGCCAGUAUGUGUGUAUAUGCAUGUAUGUGCGUGUAUGUGUGUGUGUGUGUGUAUUUGUGAUGCAGAAGUACUCACAUAUGUCUUAUAGUCCUUAACCUCAUCAUCCGUGUUUUGAAAACACGAGACUAUUUGUGAUGCAAAAUAUCAUAGCAGUUAUCACGGUUUAUGUGGUUUUAAAAACAAAUAUCCUGCAAAAUUACUAUGCCGAUGUUCUGUUUGAAAACAGAUGAAAAAUCUCACAAACUAUUAUGUCAAUGUUCUAUUGUAAAAAAACACACCAAAAUCUCAUGAAAAUAUUAUACUAAUGUUCUGUUGUAAACACAGAAAAAAAAUCUCACAAACUGUUAUGCUAGUGUUCUAUUGUGAAAACCCUCAAAAUGUCAUAAAACUAUCAUACCUAUGUUCUGUUGAAAACACAGAAAAAAAAUCUCACAAACUGUUAUGCCAAUGUGUAUAUGUAAUAUUACGUGCUGUAGAAAUUUCUCAUGGAUGUGGUAUUAGUGUAGUUGUUGGGAAGGAAACACUGUCGUAUUUAUGGAAUCUGGACUCGUAUUCACAAAGACUGUACCAGACACUAUAUUAACUAGUGCUGUUCACUGAUCCUAAAAUGGGCCUCUCUGUUUGGAAAUUACACCAAUUUGUGUUGUCCUAAUGCAGGCCUCUCCAUUGAAAGUAGAAAUAUCCAUAUUCUGGCUUCUGACAAUUGAAAGAGUGAUCAUUUUUGUUCCAUUCACGUGCAAGGAGGUUGGUUUCAGGGGUCAAAUCUAUCCUGCUCAAAAUUAUGCUUCUUUUAAUGUAUUUUUGGAUGGUGAGUACAUGAUCUGAAUCCCCCCCCCCCCCCCCCCCCCCCCCCAGAAAUGAGCUCAUCACUGUGUAGACCCUUCUGUACACACGUCUAUGUUCAUAUGUCACUCUUGCAAAUAUAAUUUUGCAUAACCUAUUUUUCGUUUUCGCAUUACAUUUAGAACAUCAUACAUCGACAUAAUGGGUUAUGCAAAAGAAAAGAAAAAAGGAAAUGGGUUACCCAGUACCCGAAUAAUUGUUUUUCAUAAUCUGCAUAUUUUCAAUUCUCAAAAGCCUCAUUACUCUUCUGAUAAUAGUUCAAGAUGAGAAAUUAAUUUUUUUUUAAAUAAAACUGAGCAGUUAAAAAAUCCAUUUGCAGCAAAACCAAGAAAGGCAAAGAGUUAAAACACUCACCGCUUUUUGCUAUUACCAGGUGAGUAGGAGGUGAGCAUGACUCACUGCUCAUCUGUCUUGGAGAGGCCUGUUAUGCAUUUCUGUUUGAUGUUGUCCAAGAUAAUGUGUUUUUAUUGUCACAGAUGGGCAACGCAAAUGAGGCAGCAAAACUAAAAACUAAAAAAGCCAAUGUGAAAUGUUAAAACAUUUGUUCAUCCAUUAAAAUGUGAAACCGAAAGCAGAUCUAUGCCAAGCUCAUGUGAUGAACAAUUUAAAUUGUGUGACCUAUUCAUAAAGGAAUCUAUGCCAAAUUCAUCUGACUGGAAAAUGAAGAGCAGGUGUCACAUCUCAAGGAGUUCCAUACCAAACACAAAUCGUCAUAUAGCAAACUCAAAGAAGAUGACAAAUUGAAAGUGAUUGACGUACAAAAAUAAAGAUUAUGUGAAACUAAAAACUAAAAAGAAAAUAUGAAAUUGUAAACAACUUUUCAUCCACAACAACUUUUCAUCCAUUAAUAUGUGAAACUCGAAGCAGAUCUAUGGGAAAAUUAAAGAUGGAACCACUCUUCAAGACAUCUGUACCAAGAUCAAAACAGAUAGAAAACUAAAAAGAUGACACAUUCAAAGCAGAUGGAUAACUAAAAAAUGAUGACAAACUAAAAUGGCUGACACACUCAAAAGCAAAUGGCAAAUUAAAAAUCAGUGUUAAACUCAAAGCAUAAGGCAACUUGAAUCAGAUGCCACACUUUCAACAGAUGGCAAACUCAAAGCAGAUGCCACACUUUCAACAGAUGGCAAACUCAAAGCAGAUGCCACACUUUCAAUAGAUGGCAAACUCAAAGAAGAUAAAGCAAACUCAAAAAAGAUUGCAGACUCGAAGCUGAUAGCAAACUCAAAGAAAAUGGCAAUUAAAGAAGAUGGCAGUUCAAAGUAGAUGCCACACUUUCAACAGAUGGCAAACCUAAAACAGAUGGCAAACCUAAAACAGAUGGCAAACCUAAAACAGAUGGCAAACCUAAAACAGAUGGCAAACUUAAAACAGAUGGCAAACCUAAAACAGAUGGUAAACUUAAAACAGAUCGCCGACUCAAAGAAGAUGACAGAUUCAAAGCGGAUGACAACUCAAAGCUGAUACUGAACUCAAAGUAGGUGUCAAACUCAUGGGAACCAUUGUGAUUUUGUAACAGUUAAAAACUAUUAUCCUUAGGAUAAAGAUAGAACUAGAAACCACUAGACUAGUAUUGAUGGUGUUUAUGAUGAUGAUGAAAUGUUUGACCCUACAGAACUCUGUUGAUGCAUAAAGUGCAGGUCACAUAAUAUGCAUGUACCAAUUUAAUAUAAUAUUUAUAGGAUAUUAAACGAGCUUCCAUUUCGUGUCAUGUUUAUGUCCGGAGUGAAAUAAUGUUCAAUUGUCACAAGCUUUAGUGAGUGACAAAUGAA
Messenger RNA from Gigantopelta aegis, 4067 nucleotides. Its product is annotated as Krueppel-like factor 6. Gene Ontology annotation, biological process: regulation of transcription by RNA polymerase II. The transcript has 3 exons. NCBI's taxonomy places the organism in Eukaryota, Metazoa, Mollusca, Gastropoda, Neomphalida, Peltospiridae. The coding region runs from base 100 to 1245 and encodes 381 amino acids. Gene Ontology annotation, molecular function: RNA polymerase II cis-regulatory region sequence-specific DNA binding; DNA-binding transcription factor activity, RNA polymerase II-specific. The record is from RefSeq and is a predicted model, not a curated record.